Molecule: messenger RNA, 1256 nt
Organism: Trichoderma harzianum CBS 226.95
Lineage: Eukaryota; Fungi; Ascomycota; Sordariomycetes; Hypocreales; Hypocreaceae
Exons: 1
Coding region: 247-951 (234 amino acids)
Source: RefSeq, a predicted model, not a curated record
GGGUACGUACCGAACGGCGAGGCGAGAGAAGAAGUGGGAGCUGUUCGAGUCGAGGCGCUUACAUUGUACGAGUACCGGCUGUGAUUGUAGAUGCGCAGUACGAUAACCAGUACUCGAUACUUGUAAAAUGAGAGAAUCCGCAGCGACUAACCUCGAAAAGUAAUCCCUCCAAGGCCCUUGUUAAGUUGUUUCUCGAGUUGCUGUUCCGUGCCUGUGGAGCCCCCAGUCCCAUCCCAUCCCCAUGUAAUGUACGAGCAUUACCCAGUAGCUACUUGUGCUUGUGCUAACUUGUGCCUUGUACAGCAGGUACCAUCUUGGUUCCCCCCGUCGCGUGAGCUAGACGCAGCGCCUGUAGCGGCACAACAGCGACAGAAAUACGUGCCAAAACAGCGCCGUUACGAGCAGCGACAACUCACGACCUCCAUCCUCAGCCUUUUUCCGCUCUUCUCGCCUCGCCCCUGCUUCAAUUGCUCGCCCUUGCGUCGCUCCAGCGCAAAUCGCCAUCGCCAAGCGACUUUUGAUCGGAUGGAAGCGCUAGAAAAAUGCAGCGAAGCAGCCAAGUUUGCGGGGCAGUCGGCGCUAGGCCGGAAAUGGGGGGGAGGGACGGGCGUAUGUACAAUGUGUACAUGUGUACGAGUUACUGUACGUACUCCCCCCUACACACAUGGCCAAAAUGACGUCGUUGUGUGGAGUCUGGACGAGGCAUAUCCGAAGCAGGUCAAAGACGGUGAAAAUGGGAAAAUCGAGGGAGGGAAUUUGAGGCGAGAAGGCGAGCGGCUGAAAAAGAUGGCGAUUUUGGCUGGGGGAAGAUUUCCGGGGGUUGGUUUGCUGGGUUCUGGUAUUGAUUGGUUCAUGGGGCUUGACUGCAGGAGGACAAUGGCAAAUGGCAAUGGCAAUCAAUGGAACGAACAGAUGCCGAAGCCGGUUGGAACUGUCUGUCGUCAUGAUUGAACUGAACUUGGCCGAAGCGAAGGGGGAGAAACACCAGCGCCCGGAUUAAGCGUUUACAUCUACCGGCAUUGCCAUGGGGUUAAAAGGCGAUCCCGGGACGCACCGAGGGCGAAUUGGAUCGUGAGGAAGGGCGAAACACGAAGAGGUGCUGACAUUACAUACAGCGCAUUUGGGGGGGAAGAGACUGGUCAGGUCAGGUCAGGUCAAUGGCCGAGGGGGUGUUAACUUGUUACUUGUUAGUAGUUACUGUACAGUACAUACGGGGAAGGGGGUUGGUGGCAGCAUCUCCGAGGUGAGGUGGCUUU